Tremella mesenterica DSM 1558 is the source of this 1150-nucleotide messenger RNA. RefSeq lists its product as uncharacterized. Gene Ontology annotation, molecular function: acetylpyruvate hydrolase activity. The transcript is spliced from 6 exons. The coding region runs from base 210 to 1100 and encodes 296 amino acids. Lineage: Eukaryota; Fungi; Basidiomycota; Tremellomycetes; Tremellales; Tremellaceae. The record is from RefSeq and is a predicted model, not a curated record.
GUUUCUCCCUUUCACCGACUACUUGACAAUUGAGUAAGGACUUCGGCAUCUUGACCGAGGUUUGUGUCGCUUGAAGGAAUUUUAAGAUUGUACGAUUGGAACGGUCCGGUAUUUCCGUUUGACGGAAGGUUGGAAAGGAUUUUGAGAGAGUUCUCUCUUUCGCCGUGAAGAAUUCGUUUUCCACUCCGGUUUGGUCUUUGUUUGUGUACAUGAUGAAGUUUGUAGCUUAUCGAUCAUCUUCUCAGCCUAACGGUGCAAUAGGUUCAACCGACGAUUCAAACGAAUAUAUAACCCCACUCCUCUUGCCCGAUAGAACACCACUACGUAGUUUUCAAGAACUUGUGGAGAGAUGGGAUCAGGUCAAAGAUUGUCUCUUACCUUCUGAACCUAAGGAAAGAUGGGAUGAAGUGGAGAUAUUACCGCCUUUUCCGGGGAGGGAUGUGAUUUGCGUAGGCAAAAAUUAUAGGGAACAUGCUACCGAAUUCGCCGGUUCAGGAUUCGAUCAUGAUACUUCUGAUACACCUGAUUUUCCUAUCAUUUUCACCAAACGUGCCACCUCUAUAGUAGGUCAUAACCAUCCGAUACAGCCCCAUACGACCAUAACGGAUAAAUUGGACUACGAAGGGGAGUUAGGAAUUAUUAUUGGAAAAAAAGGUUUAGGGGUGAGUAAAGAAGAUGCUUGGGAGUAUGUUUGGGGAGCGACUAUAAUCAAUGAUGUCACGGCAAGGGAUAAACAACGGGAUCAUAAACAAUAUUAUCUAGGAAAAUCAUUCGAUACGUUUUGUCCCAUGGGACCUUUGGUAGUACCAGCCUCCGAACUAGACAUCCCUUCACUCUUACUCCAAACUCACGUCAACGGUAAACUUCGUCAAUCCGCACAUAUAUCAGAACUCAUAUUUGACAUCCCUACCCUCAUUCACACUUGUUCAAUGGGUACAACCCUUCAACCAGGUGAUGUCAUAGCUACUGGGACUCCUUACGGAGUAGGUAUUUCAAGUGGAGCUUUUCUUCAACCUGGUGAUAUCGUCGAAGUUUCAAUCACCGGUCUGGGUACAUUGAGGAAUAUCAUUGCCGAUGAUCGGAGUACGGAGAAAAGUUAAAAAAGAACAGUUUUGGGUUGUGAAUAUUGAUGCGAUCAAUUUCUUCCUUU